Clonostachys byssicola is the source of this 609-nucleotide messenger RNA. The record is from the annotation of a GenBank genome assembly. Lineage: Eukaryota; Fungi; Ascomycota; Sordariomycetes; Hypocreales; Bionectriaceae.
AUGGAAAUGUACGGACCGCCAGAAAAGCCGGUGCUGGUGUCCCAGGCAUUCGACACCCAUGCCCCGAUCGAAACGAACUCGGGAGCAGAAGCCUCGCCUGAAGCAAAUACGCCUCCUUUCUUAGCACCAGUAAGUAGUGGCCUCACCUCUGAAGAUGCUACCUCAACAUCACACGAUUCAGCAUCGCAGACAACUUCAACCAGGGGUGCUCUUAUUAAAAAAUCUACCGAUAACCAAUUUAAUCCUACCCACCUGAAGGCUUAUGUGUUUACCUCAAACUCGGCCGCCGCCCCUCCUGGAGUUGUCACAAGCGCUGCCAUGACUGCUCUUUGGAUUUACGGGCAUAUUUAUGAUUUCGAGAGCGAGUUUGACACCGACUACACCUCUUCUCCUAAUUCUUCGUCAACUUCAUCCCUGAGCCUAUCCUCUAUCGGUUCAUUCCAUAGUUCUUCCUCUGGCACAUCAUCUGCAUCCGAUAGUGGUAGUAGCUCAUCAUCUUGGCUAGACACCGAUAGCAGCUUGUCUUCUGAAUCAGAGACCGAUGACAGCUCAUCAUCUGGGUCAGACGUUGACAGCAGUUCUGAUUCCGAUAGUGAUUCUAGCACGUAG